AUGGGUGUUCUCGACGGCGCCUUCGACACGCUCUCCGACAUGAUUUCCUCCACCAAGAACAAGAGGAAGCUCAAGAAGCAGAGGCAGCUGCAGGUUGAGUCCGAAGCUCCCCUUUUCAUUCGCCGUCCCAUUGUUCUUUCAUUCCCCUUUCAUUCACUGACCUCUCUUUCUCUCCCUCUCCAGACGGUGGAGAUCAAAGUGAAGAUGGACUGCGAGGGCUGCGAGAAGAGGGUGAGGGAUUCCGUCACAGGCAUGAAAGGUAGGAAUUCUCCAUCUCCCCCCGUUGUUGCCGCCGGCCCUUCUUGAUUUCAGCCGCUUGAAGAGAUGCCGCUUCCCGUGCAGGCGUGACGGAUGUGGUGGUGGAGCGGAAGAAGAGCAAGCUCACGGUGACGGGCUUCGUCGACCCCGUGAAGGUGCUGAAGAGGGUGUGCCGGAAGUCGAAGAAGAAGGCGGAGCUGUGGCCGUUCAUCCCCUACACGAUGGUGGACCACCCAUACGCGCCGGGAGUCUACGACAGGAAGGCCCCCGCGGGAUACGUGCGGAACGCCGCUGCCGUCAACCCGCAGAUCUCCGAGCUCGCGCGGGCCGGCUCGGAGGAGCAGGGCUACAUCUCGGCCUUCAGCGACGAGAACCCCAACGCCUGCGCCAUCAUGUGA
Messenger RNA from Spirodela intermedia, 656 nucleotides. The record is from the annotation of a GenBank genome assembly. NCBI's taxonomy places the organism in Eukaryota, Viridiplantae, Streptophyta, Magnoliopsida, Alismatales, Araceae.